Onychostruthus taczanowskii (white-rumped snowfinch) is the source of this 1151-nucleotide messenger RNA. It is a transcript of the gene FGF1, whose product is annotated as fibroblast growth factor 1. Gene Ontology annotation, biological process: positive regulation of gene expression; animal organ morphogenesis; positive regulation of cell population proliferation. The record is from RefSeq and is a predicted model, not a curated record. Gene Ontology annotation, molecular function: fibroblast growth factor receptor binding; growth factor activity. Gene Ontology annotation, cellular component: cytoplasm. The transcript has 4 exons. NCBI's taxonomy places the organism in Eukaryota, Metazoa, Chordata, Aves, Passeriformes, Passeridae. The coding region runs from base 189 to 914 and encodes 241 amino acids.
CCCCAUGAGAAUGGCAAGGACCCCCAUGGGGAGGGCAGGAACCCCCCGGGGAGGGCAGGGACCCCCUCCCCGCUGCCCGGGGCGCUCGGGGCUGACUGGGGUGAGGGAGUUCAUCGCCUUCCCGGAGGGCACCGAGACACCCAGAGCCGCAGGAAUGUCCCGGGCCGCAGGAAGGGGCAGGAGGGCCGAUGCUGCCCCAUCUCCUGGGGGGUUUUAUCCGCUCCGGGGGGGUUUGGUCAGCCGCAGCCGCCGCCCCCUGCGCCGCCCGUGCCCGGCCCCGCCGUGGGGGUGGGUGCGAUCAGCCUCCCCCUUCCCCCCCCGCCCCGAGGCAGCUCCUCCUCAUCCUCACCAUCCCCGCUCGCCCUGCUCCGUGCCGCUUCUCCCCGCGCUCCCGGGAGCCGCAGCCGGAGCGCCGCGCAGCCGCCGCCCGGCCCCGGAGAGGCUGCGGGAUGGCCGAGGGGGAGAUCAGCACCUUCAGCGCCCUGACGGAGAAGUUCAACCUGCCCGCGGGCAACUACAAGAAACCCAAAGUGCUGUACUGCAGCAACGGGGGGCACUUCCUGCGCAUCCUGCCCGACGGCACCGUGGAUGGCACCAGGGACCGCAGCGACCAGCACAUCCAGCUCCAGCUGAGUGCAGAGAGCGUGGGGGUGGUGCACAUCAAGAGCACCCAGUCGGGGCAGUACCUGGCCAUGGACACCAACGGGCUGCUCUACGGCUCGUUACUGGGUGAGGAGUGCCUGUUCCUGGAGAGGCUCGAGGAAAACCAUUACAAUACCUACGUCUCCAAAAUGCACGCGGACAAGAACUGGUUUGUGGGGCUGAAGAAGAACGGGAACAGCAAGCUGGGCCCGCGGACUCACUACGGCCAGAAGGCGAUCCUCUUCCUGCCCCUGCCCGUCUCGGCCGACUGAGGCCCGGCCCCGAGCCCAGGGACGACCCCAAACCCCAAACCCCAAACUGCUGCUGCCUCCUGGGAGCUCAUCAGAGCUCCGAGCUUUAGGUCAAGGCUUUGCCCAAUCUAGCCAAACAGAGCCCCUUUGCUCUGCACGAAGCUUUGCAGAGAUGAGGGGACGAGCCCUGAUGCCCUCCCGAGGUCCACGGGGCCCCAUCUCCCCCUGCCCUCCCCCUGUGCCCGUGUGCCAUGCCCC